GGUUGCGUAGCAGCGGUGGGCGGGGCAAGGGAUCUGUCCGACACGGCGAGGAGUGGUUGGAUCCUUCUUACCCCUCCUUCCCCCUUCCCCUUCCCUUCCCGGGAAAGGCUGGGGCUCGGCCUCGGGGCUGUUCGGUGGCCGCUGCGGCCUCAGCUCCAACCCGAUCGGGGUACGGGAGAGUCCAGAUAGCGUCCGGGGCGGGUCUCGCUGUGCAGUGCAGGCUGGCCUUGAAUUCAGUCUAUAGCCAACCUGACCUUGAAAUCAUGGUGCUUCUCCUGCCUCGGCUCCAGAGUGCUGGGACUACAGGCUUGAGCCCACCAUGCCUGGCCUCCAGCUGUGUCUGAAUCUCCUGGCCCAUGAGUGCGAUCCCUUCGCCAGCAGUCUGCCUCUUUGAGAAAGGUCCUGCGUGCUAGCCCUGAAAGCUCGCGCACCUGAUUGUGACAGCACAGCCCUGCCUUGGCGAUGGAACUUGUCACUAGGGAGGACGACGAAGUCGGAGCGUAGCCGGCAAGAUGGGUUUCUGCAGUGAGCGCCUGAGUGGGACCGAGUGGAGGAUUCUGGGGCUCGGAGCCUUGUGAACAGGGAACCGCCCCCCAGCGCUUGGAAGGACCUGGGUUUCAGUGAUGAGACAUGGGGUAUGAUGUAACCCGUUUCCAGGGGGAUGUUGACGAAGACCUUAUCUGCCCUAUUUGCAGUGGAGUCUUGGAGGAGCCAGUACAGGCCCCGCACUGCGAGCACGCCUUCUGCAAUGCCUGUAUCACUCAGUGGUUCUCGCAGCAGCAGACGUGUCCCGUGGACCGCAGCGUCGUGACAGUCGCCCACCUCCGCCCAGUGCCCCGGAUCAUGCGGAACAUGCUGUCAAAGCUGCAGAUUGCCUGUGACAACGCUGUGUUCGGCUGCAGUGCCGUUGUCCGGCUGGAUAACCUCAUGUCUCACCUUAGCGACUGUGAGCACAACCCGAAGCGGCCUGUGACCUGUGAGCAGGGCUGCGGCCUGGAGAUGCCCAAAGACGAGCUGCCGAACCACAACUGCAUUAAGCACUUGCGUUCUGUGGUGCAGCAGCAGCAGACGCGCAUCGCAGAGCUGGAGAAGACGUCAGCCGAGCACAAGCACCAGCUGGCGGAGCAGAAGCGAGACAUCCAGCUGCUGAAGGCGUACAUGCGUGCAAUCCGCAGCGUCAACCCCAACCUUCAGAACCUGGAGGAGACGAUCGAAUACAACGAGAUCCUAGAAUGGAAGGGGAAGCCUGUCCGAGGAUGCAGUGUGUCUGGAAUUAGGUGGGUGAACUCGCUGCAGCCGGCCAGAGUGACCCGCUGGGGCGGGAUGAUCUCCACCCCCGACGCCGUGCUCCAGGCCGUGAUCAAGCGCUCCCUAGUGGAAAGCGGCUGUCCUGCCUCUAUUGUCAACGAGCUGAUUGAAAACGCCCACGAGCGCAGCUGGCCGCAGGGCCUGGCCACACUAGAGACGAGACAGAUGAACCGGCGCUUCUACGAGAACUACGUGGCCAAGCGCAUCCCUGGCAAGCAGGCUGUGGUGGUGAUGGCCUGUGAGAACCAGCACAUGGGAGACGACAUGGUGCAGGAGCCGGGCCUUGUCAUGAUAUUUGCGCAUGGCGUGGAGGAGAUCUAGGCGAGCUGGACUGGCGAUCAGGAAGAGACGGAAAUCCGAAAGCCCUGUCACUCCAGCAGCUGGGCCCCGAGUCCUCCCCGUUUUCCUCAAGGCCGAGCCACAAACCCCCGUUUUUCUGGCCCUGAAGGGCACUGGGACGCUUCGCUCAGCCUUCUGGAGGCGGGGGGCCCAGAUUCCUGCCUUCGGCCAUAUUUUUUCUUCUAAAAUGUCCGUAAAUUCUGUCUAGGUAGGAACGUCCCCACUUUCGUAUUUUCCUGCCGAGGGUCCGUGGUUCCAGAUAUUUGCAGAAAGCACAAAGAGAUUUGUUUUGCCUGGAGGCUCAAGGUGGCGCGAGGGAUCGCUCAUCGCCCCGUCCUCCUCAGCCAGGGACUUGAAGCGGGCAGACCUGUUGACUCUCAGUGGCAUUUAGAGGGCACUUCUGGGGAGGAGGCAUCCCAGAGAGAUGGUGAGGGUGGAACCAAAACCCUGGGGGUAAACAGGCCAGUAAUUGAGCGUCACUGAUCAGCCUGUCGGGGCGGCCGGGUCUGCCCAGCGCUUCCCGCGCAGCCGCCAGAGGUGCAGCACCGCAGGGCCUGCAGCGCACAGGCUGGGGUGCUGAAGGUCCCGGACGGGCUCUUCCUUCCUACGCGGCCCUCCCUGGGGAGCGGCAGGGCUGAUGGCUUCAUAUGCUCAGCACGAAGCUGCUUCCUGGCUUUUGCCGAAAUAGGGCAGGCACCACCUUUUGUGGCACACCCGUGAUAGUUUCCUGGGCCCCUCUCCGGCCCUGGGAUGGUAGUUCUUUUGAUAAUUUCCUUUGGCUGUUGUUUGUCUGUAUUUCACAAACCCAGUCUGUUUUCCACAUUUUUUUUUUAAAGAAUGGCCUUGUUAGGGCUUAUACCACAUUCUAGCCCAGCUACAUUGUUGGCAUUUAAUUUAUUUACUUUUUUUUUAAGAAAUGAAAAAAGAAAAAAAAAUCAACAAAAUGUAAA
Chinchilla lanigera (long-tailed chinchilla) is the source of this 2597-nucleotide messenger RNA. It is a transcript of the gene Rnf41, whose product is annotated as ring finger protein 41, E3 ubiquitin protein ligase. The transcript has 9 exons. Gene Ontology annotation, biological process: positive regulation of JNK cascade; protein K63-linked ubiquitination; regulation of canonical NF-kappaB signal transduction. Gene Ontology annotation, cellular component: plasma membrane signaling receptor complex. NCBI's taxonomy places the organism in Eukaryota, Metazoa, Chordata, Mammalia, Rodentia, Chinchillidae. Bases 631 to 1629 code for a protein of 332 amino acids. The record is from RefSeq and is a predicted model, not a curated record. Gene Ontology annotation, molecular function: ubiquitin protein ligase activity; zinc ion binding.